Molecule: messenger RNA, 945 nt
Organism: Penicillium concentricum
Lineage: Eukaryota; Fungi; Ascomycota; Eurotiomycetes; Eurotiales; Aspergillaceae
Exons: 2
Coding region: 1-945 (314 amino acids)
Source: RefSeq, a predicted model, not a curated record
AUGAAGUUCUCUUCGGCUCUUGUUGCUCUUUCUGCCUUCGGCAAUAUCGCCUUUGCCGCUCCUGUUACCGAUGGACAGCUUCAAGCUGCCAAUCAAAGUCCAAGUCCCGCAGGAAUAGCUCAAGCCCACCUUGAAAAGAGGGCGUUGAGUUGCCAGAGUAUCGCAAGGGCGAUUUGGGUUACCCAUGGAGUCCUCGAGGCAGCGAACAUUUUUAUCACCGAUAUUGAAGAUUAUGUUCAGGGACUGUGCGAAAGACAGGAAGUUGCGGGAUGUGCUUCUUUCAUCACCGAGUUUAGGGCUGCGUUUGAUCUAGCCUUGAAGCUCACGUCGAAGGUCAGUGCCGGUGCUGGUAUUGCCGAUGCGACUGCUUCAUACUUGAAUACCAAUGCUCGCCGAUCUCUGCCUCCAAGCGAGUACGACAUAGAAGCCCUGAAGAUGUUGAAUUACUCUAUUGCUUCCCAUGAGAAAGUUGCCAAUCCACGCAUUGGAGCUAGGUCCGAUGACAGCCGGCCUGCUUUGGCUCAUCACUAUCGUCUGAAGGGAGUGAGAGAGCAUGAUUCCGAUGUCAGUCGUGAUUAUGAGAUCCAUCACUUCGAGGAUGGCGUUGCGCACCUCCAUAUUCCCCUCGCUGGAUCCGGCAGCACCUCUUCUGUCAACAAGCGACACGAUGGACCGGGAGUGAAACUCGCUUUCCAGCAUGAGGCGACCGGCGUCGAUCCUAGCCUCUUGUCGGGAUGUGCCACUGCGGUCGCGAGUAAGUGGUCGCAAUAUACCUCGCAGGGCCAUGCCAACAUGUUCGGGUUCGUGGAGUACAAGAACAAAGAGCUUAUGUACUAUCGCUCCAUCAUGGAAGGUAAAGGAUUUGGUGAAAACUAUGAAGAUGUCAUGGCCUGUGGAGAUAUGGGCCACUUGGUUGGCACCUACUUGGGAGAACCUGAGGCCUGA